GGUCAGCGUACGGUAAAACAAUUAAGCUAUACAAUUAUUGUUUAAUUAUUAAACCGCACGAAGACAACAACCCGGAAAACAGGGGAAAUCCUGGCGACGUAAUUUUAUUGGCUGGAAAUCGUUCCAGUUUACUCAAUAGGACAGACACAGUUCGUUACUUCACGCCAGCAAGAGGAGACCGAUCUCGGAGAUUCAUUCGCCGACAGACGACCAUGGCACAGGAGGUCGGCGAAUUACUGGGAGCGUCAAUACUUUUCGUCUUAUUCUUAACUUUAUUGGCAGUUUUCACUCACCAGUUGCUCUGCAGCUACGUGCGCAAAUGGAGACAGAUGAAGCCUAUUCCAGGUCUCAGCCCGUCCUACCCUUUACUGGGUAAUGCGCUUGCCUUCCCGUCCAAUGGAAAAGAUUUCUUCUGUCGAUUGAUUGAGUACACAGAUCAAUUCCGGAAUAGGCCACUGAUGAAGGUCUGGAUCGGACCUGUGCCUUUUAUUAUUUUAUUUCACGUGGAAACCAUUGAGGUGGUGCUCAAUAAUACCAAGCACAUGGAUAAAGCCCACGCAUACGAGUUCCUACACCCAUGGCUGGGCACCGGCCUACUGACCAGCACUGGAGACAAGUGGCGCAGGCGGAGGAAGAUGCUCACCCCCACCUUUCAUUUCUCCAUCCUGACGGAGUUCCUGGAGGUGAUGAAUGAGCAGGCAGAGGUGCUGAUCAGGAAGCUGGAGAAGGAGGCGGGCCAAGGGGCCUUCAACUGCUUCAACCACAUCACCCUCUGUGCCCUGGACAUCAUCUGUGAGACUGCAAUGGGCAAGAAAAUUUAUGCGCAGAGCAACUAUGACUCUGAGUAUGUUCGUUGUGUGUACAGGAUGAGUGACAUCAUCACCCGCAGGCAAAGGAUGCCAUGGUUUUGGUCAGACUUUAUCUACAAUAUCCUGGGGGAGGGGAGGGAACACAGCAGGAGCCUGAAGGUGCUCCACUCUUUCACAGAGAAGGUGAUCAGUGAGAGAGCAGAGCACAUCGCCAACACAGAGUCGGACACGAAGGGUCAGGGCACGAAGAAGCGGAGGGCCUUCCUGGACAUGCUCUUGAAUGCCACGGACGAGAACGGCGACAAGCUGACCUACAAAGACAUCCAGGAGGAGGUGGACACCUUCAUGUUCAGGGGCCAUGACACAACAGCAGCGUCCAUGAACUGGGCCCUCCACCUGAUUGGCUCUCACCAGGAAGUCCAGAGGAAGGUCCAGCAGGAGCUCCAGGAUGUGUUUGGCCAGUCGGACCAGCCCAUUAGCACAGAGGACCUGAAGAGGCUGCGCUACCUGGAGUGUGUGAUCAAAGAGGCUCUGCGGCUCUUCCCCUCUGUCCCCUUCUUCGGCCGCACCAUCUGUGAGGACUGCCACGUCAAUGGCUUCAUGGUCCCCAAAGGUGCCAACGCCGUCGUGAUGCCCUAUGCCCUGCACCGGGACCCCCGGUACUUCCCCGACCCUGAGGAGUUCCGGCCGGAGCGCUUCCUGCCGGAGAAUUCGGAGGGGAGGCCCGCGUAUGCGUAUAUCCCCUUCUCUGCGGGACUGAGGAACUGCAUAGGUCAGCGCUUUGCGAUAAUGGAGGAGAAGGUUGUAUUAGCUUCAAUUCUGCGCAACUUCAACAUCGAGGCGACACAGAAGAGGGAGGACCUGCACCCCCUCGGGGAACUCAUCCUCCGGCCUCAAGAGGGCAUCUGGAUCAAACUGGAAAAGAGAGCGUGCUGACAGCCACCACACACACACAUACAAACACACACUCAAACACUGCUCCACCCACACGUACAAACACACACGUACAAACACACUCAAACACACACACACUCAAACACACCUCCACCCACACGUACAAACACACUCAAACACACCUCCACCCACACAUACAAACACACAUGCACACAUACUCAAAUGGACCUCCACCCACACGUACAAACGCACACAUACAAACACAAUGAAACUCAAACACACUUGCACCCACACAUACAUACACACUCAAACACCUCCACAUGUACAAACACACACAUGCACACACACUCAAACACACACACUCAAACACACCUCCACCCACAUGUACAUACACACGUACAAGCACACACAGACACACCUGCAUUACAUCACAUUACAUUUAUUUUGCAGACACUUCUCACUUUUAAGUGACAUAUAAUUAGUGCAUAGCAGGUUGGAUAUGGUACAAUUCACAUUGUUCAUCAAGUCUCUUGUCCAGAGUGACUGACAGUCAGGCACGUGCACAGAGAGACCAACAUAUGCCCCCUGCCUUGCCACUGUAAAGAUGGCCUUUUAACUACAGCCAUUUUUAUUUUGUAAAGCAGAGGUGACUUUUGUGAUCACAGUCCACCCCCCCAAUCCCCCAAUCCCCCAAUCUCCCCCUUGGGUUCCCCUUUAUACGCCCUUCUGUGCACAGGCCUGCUGACAAUAGGGAAAACACCCAUGUUAUACACAUUAUCCCCCUUUCUCCUCUCAGACACACCACACACACAUACACACACUUCCCUAUCCUUGCAGUCAGACUGCUGGGCUAUUUCCCAUAAGCCCAGUCAUUAUUUUCUUAAUUUCCUUCCUUUCUCCUGCUGGCUCAAUGCUGGGAGUGUAACAACGAAGUUUCCCCUCAAACCCCGUCAUAUAUCACUGUUUGUCCCACUCUGUCACUCUACUUUAAAAAUCUAUUUGUACCAUGCAGUUUAACUGAGCCAUGGCUGGGUUCUUGGCUGGAAAGACAUGAAAAAUGUUUUCUGGGGUCAGAACAGACAGAGAUAGAAAGAUUACAACCCCUCCAGUCCCCCAAAUUCACCUGUAGAUCAACCCUUAGUUCAUAAAAUAGUUAUUUUACCAAUUGGUUUAUCUUAGUGAUAAUACAUUUUUCUCCAGGUAUGCUUGAUAUGUGGUUAGAUUGAUGGUUGUGGUCCCCUUAAGGGUUUGACUUUGGAGUAUUUAAUGGUUCUAACCUGUGUAAUUGUACAAGCCUUUGAUCUAUUACACAUCUAUUACUGUUUGGGUGGGUAGUAACAAUGUCAUUGACACCAAAUAUAGUAUUUGUGGCAUGUAGUCUAGGUGUCAUAAACCCUUAUGUCCUGUGAUACUGGACAUGUGAUAGGUUAUCCAUAGAUUAAGUGGUUCAGAAACUUGGUAUGCUGGUUUUCAUUCCAACCACAAUGGCAAUCACAGAUGCAUGCCAUGCAUACCAUAGAAUAAAAUUCCCAUGCCCAUAUUCUGCAUACAGUAUUGUGCUGCAUUGCAAACUACUACAUAAAAUCAGGUAAUAUUUUAACCAUGUCAGGCAUAAUGGGGGUUAUGUGAGUUAAAUAAUCCCUCUAAGCAUGAAAAGCACCCAACUAAGAAAAAUGAACAUCUCGUUAAAGUUCUGGGAUUGCUAUUGUGGUUGGAGGAACAACCAGCAUACACAGAGGGGGGAGCAGGAGUUUGUGAACCAGUGCCAUAGAUCACAGGCAGAUGACAAAUAGAGAUAGUCUACAUGGCUUGUUUGUGUAAUUAUACUUUUCCCAUUUUCUUUUAUUCUUUCCUAUUGUAAGCUCCCUCUGGCACUUUUCAGUGAUUGAUGGGGGCAAGGAAAUGUAGCUGAGAGGAAAUGGCUGAAUGGCCCAAAGUCUCGGCUGAAGUUAGUCAGCCCUGCACAAAGCAAGCAGCCCAAAGGCUGACUACCUCUCACCUCUGUUACUACAAAUCAGACUGUCCAGGACAGUAACAUUUUCAGCAUUAAAUCAACUGUCAUGGAGUACAUAUGGGAGCUAUAGCUGAAUUAACGCUGGACAUUGUACUGUGCAGACACUUGAUAACAUGACAAUAAAAUGCCAAUGCCAUGCGUUCUGUAAAUCUGUACUUGCUAAUGCAUUUGUUGUAACAGGUCUCUAUUGAAAAUGAGAUAUGGUUAAAUAGACUUAAACAUGAUUGAGCGCUGUAACUGAAUUCACUGUACUUUGUCUGAAUUACUGCUCUGUGUCAAAUUGACUGACAGUUUAAUGUUGGCAAACAGGGUUUUGCCAAAGGAUUGUUCUGGCAACUUUAUCAAUCACCAAAACUAUAUUACAGAAAUAAAGAUGCGGUGAACUAA
Molecule: messenger RNA, 4104 nt
Organism: Conger conger (European conger)
Lineage: Eukaryota; Metazoa; Chordata; Actinopteri; Anguilliformes; Congridae
Product: cytochrome P450 4V2
Exons: 11
Coding region: 213-1745 (510 amino acids)
Molecular function (GO): monooxygenase activity; heme binding; iron ion binding
Source: RefSeq, a predicted model, not a curated record